Oppiella nova is the source of this 219-nucleotide messenger RNA. The record is from the annotation of a GenBank genome assembly. NCBI's taxonomy places the organism in Eukaryota, Metazoa, Arthropoda, Arachnida, Sarcoptiformes, Oppiidae.
AUGCCUGCCUCAGCUGAUAAGAUUGCCAAACAGGCCCAGGAUUAUAGCCAUGCUUUCAGCGCCUGUGAGAAUGUGGACAGGUGUGUCGGGGUUACCGUUUGGGGAUUUACCGAUAAAUACUCGUUUUUCUUCGACAAGGGUUAUGGGGAACAGCAGUUGUGGACAAAGGAUUUUAAGCCCAAACCCGCUGUUGAGGCCGUCGAUAAAGUUUUGAAAUAA